GUGAACUGUGAGAGGGACAUGGUGUGGAGUACCAACACAACAGUAUACAAAACAAAAACCGCUGCCGUCGUCUUCCAUAACUGACGUGCGCUGCUGCCGUUGUGCGCAAUCGACUAGUGAGUGUUGUUAUUGGGGCCGCCCGGUUUUUUUCACGCGGUAUCGCCGGUAUACGUACAAUAUUCGUACAUAAAGCGGCCGCUUAUUGCGCAGUAGACGGUUUGCCGUAUAUUUAUUCUGUCAAAAUUGGUACCGCUGUGCGGUUUUCUCGAUAUUAAAAUUCGUAAAAAAUCCGGACGAAACGGUACAAUGGUGGUGCACCACAGCGCGACAUCCGUGACCAUGGAGGUGGACCCACCGCGGAACGCCAAUAGCCCGGACGAUCCGAAAACAGCAAACGGUUCUUCGGAGAAUGAAAAAGCUGAGGAUUCAGAAUCAUCCGAAGAUGGGCCUUUGGACGUUGGCGAACACUAUUUGGUUCGCCGGUACGACGACACAUGGCAUCCUGCUGAAAUUUUACAUACAAGAUUUAAUGAUCAAGAACAUCAUUUUGAGUAUUAUGUACAUUUUGAAGGAUAUAACCGAAGAUUAGACCAAUGGGUACGAAGAGAUAGGAUUAUGAACUCUAGGUUUGAUAUAUCCGAAAAAACUUGGAGACAAAAAGAUGUAAAUAAAAUACCAGAUCUUUUAAACCAGUCAGAUAGAAAAAUUACAAGAAAUCAGAAGAGGCGACAUGAUGAAAUUAAUCAUGUUCAAAUGUCAUAUGCUGACAUGGACCCAACAACAGCUGCUUUAGAAAAAGAGCAUGAGGCUAUAACAAAAAUUAAAUAUAUCAACAAAGUGCAAUUGGGGAAAUAUGAAAUUGAUACAUGGUAUUUCAGUCCAUUUCCAGCUGAGUAUCAAAAAGAAUCUAAAAUUUGGAUUUGUGAAUAUUGUCUUAAGUACAGUAAACUGGAAAAAUCUUUUAAAUAUCACAUGAGUCAAUGUACUUGGAGACAACCGCCUGGUGUUGAAGUUUACCAUAAGGGUUCACUUUCAAUUUGGGAAGUGAAUUCCAGUCAUCAUAAAAUGUACUGUCAAAAUCUAUGUUUACUUUCAAAACUAUUUCUAGAUCAUAAAACUCUUUAUUUUGAUGUGGAGCCAUUCUUGUUCUAUGUUCUAUGUGAAGUAGACAAGGUUGGGGCCCAUUUAGUAGGAUAUUUUUCAAAAGAAAAAGAUUCACCUGACUGUAAUAAUGUAGCUUGUAUUUUGACAAUGCCUCCUUUUCAGCGACAAGGUUAUGGUAAAUUAUUAAUAGCUUUUAGCUAUGAGCUAAGCAAGUUGGAAGGACUGGUAGCUAGUCCAGAAAAACCAUUGAGUGAUCUUGGUAAACUGUCUUAUCGAUCCUACUGGUCAUGGGUAUUAUUAGAAAUCCUUAAGAAUGCAUGUGGCUCAUUGUCUAUUAAAGAUUUAAGUGCAAUGACUAGUAUAACACAGACGGAUAUCAUAUCUACAUUACAGUCGAUGAACAUGGUUAAGUACUGGAAGGGUCAACAUGUGAUUUGUGUAACACCCAAAAACGUUGAACAACUUGUAAGUUCUGAACAGUACAAAAGACCAAGGUUCAUUAUUGAUGCAAAUGCUAUCAAGUGGACACCUAAAAAGUAUAAUCCUCGACCAGGUCCAUCAAGACAUUCACGGUCACAAUACAUAACUGGAUAAAUUGCAUAUGAAAACAAUUUCUUGUGGCGAGAAAUAUUACCUAGUAGUCAUUUAAUAAUUUACCUAUUGUAAAUAGAUAAUAAUGUGUUUUUUUGCAUAUAUGUUUAAUAUAUGUAAUAGGAAGGUUUAAAUAUGACAAGGGUAACCAAAAUGUGUGAUAUUGUUCACUCUAAAAAAGUGUAAACAACUAAAACGAACAAUGCUUAAUCUUUCUAAGAUACAUUGGUCAAACUAAUUUAUUUUAGAUUUUGUAUAGUCAUGUAUAUUGUUACACUAAUCCACAUGAUCAUUUUUAAUUAAAGUUAUUGUGGAUGUUAUUUAUUUUCUGUCUAACAGCACUAUCUUCAGUUAGAAUUUAUGUCAGCUUUUAUGUUUUUUUUCUUUCAUUGCCUUUGUUUGAAACUUGAUAAACAAAACAAAAGAACCAUUUCCCUUGUCAUACCUUUUCUACAUGUGAUAGUAUUUUAUUUCGAAUUUUUCCAAGUACGCGCAUAAGACCUGAGUUGAUAUUGUAUUUUCAUUAUAACUCAUUAAUUUUCUUUUUAUAACUUUUAUAUUUCUUAAAUUUUAAUCAUAAUGCUUUUCUUAAGUUAAAAAUAAAAAUAUUACAAUAUCGUUUAUUUUGAAUAAAAGAUAUAUUAGAUUGUACCCCACCUUAUUUGAUAUGCAAUAAUGUUGGAUAGCAUUGUAUUAUAGAAUAAAUAUAAGUCGUACUGUUGCAUUUCUUAUUCUCCAUGUAAUUUAUGUUCCAGUUUUUUAUUAUUUUUUUUAAAUGUAAUUACCAUAAUUUAUUUUUAUGGAAAAAAACUGUAGUGUAACUUUAUUUGUAAACUAUUUGUUAUGACAAAGGUUAAUGGAAUUGCUUAUUUUAGGUGACUAGACAUAAAUAAUUGUAUGUCUUGGAUGAUUAUGUUUAAUUGCAUUUCCAUUUAUAUUUUAACUAUAUCUGUAAUUACUGAAAAAAUUGUUACUAGCUUUUUGUAUUGUAAUAGAAGACAAAUAUAGUUUUUUUUAUUUUAAA
Daktulosphaira vitifoliae (grape phylloxera) is the source of this 2719-nucleotide messenger RNA. It is a transcript of the gene mof, whose product is annotated as histone acetyltransferase KAT8. The transcript is spliced from 7 exons. Bases 307 to 1698 code for a protein of 463 amino acids. The record is from RefSeq and is a predicted model, not a curated record. Gene Ontology annotation, biological process: regulation of DNA-templated transcription. Gene Ontology annotation, molecular function: histone acetyltransferase activity. NCBI's taxonomy places the organism in Eukaryota, Metazoa, Arthropoda, Insecta, Hemiptera, Phylloxeridae.